GCCGUGACAGCCGCCCAGCAGUCCCUUUUCCUCUCUCUAGGAACACAUUUUGGAAGACUUUACGCUCGGUUUCCUGACGCAGUACUCUCUCUCUCUCUCUGCCUUAAACGCGCUUUUGUGAAUCACAAGAGCUGCGGCGCAAAAAGACAUUGCUGUAAUCAGGGUUUGGAUAUGUGAUGUCCGUAGGAAUUGGAACUGCACCCAUCCUGGACUUUUAAACAGACCCAAAAUGUAAUGACCUGGAGGGACCCCCUGUUGGAGAUAGGUAUGUGGACUGCCCUGUGAGGAAACUGCACAACCAGGAUCCAGAAGAAAGUCAACACACAUUAACCACUUUGCCUAUGACCUGUUGUUCUCCAAAGCCCCUCGUGCGACGAUUGAUUCAACCUGCCAUGGAUCGCCUGUGUCCGGUGGAAGGCGCGUGCCGGACGCAGGCCCUUGUCGGCAGACUGUAGCCCCUCCCUGAUUGUCGGACUGUGAUUUUGAUCUUGGAAUUAUUACCUAUUUGGACAAGGGAUGGAUGGAGCAGAAGCCAGCAAGCAUGGCAAGAAGUCUACAGGUCAAAAGCUGGAGGACCAGAAAAAGAUUUACACAGACUGGGCCAAUCACUACUUGGCCAAGUCUGGCUGUCCACGGCUCAUCAAGGACCUGAGCCAGGACGUCACUGAUGGAGUCCUGCUGGCACAGAUCAUCCAGAUAAUAGCGAAUGAGAAGGUGGAGGACAUCAACGGCAGCCCCCGCAGUCAGACACAAAUGAUUGAGAAUGUGGAUGCAUGCCUCAGUUUCCUGGAUGCCAGAGGAGUGAAUGUACAAGGGCUCUCAGCAGAAGAGAUCAGGAAUGGCAACCUAAAGAGCAUACUCGGUCUCUUUUUCAUCCUGUCCCGCUACAAGCAGCAGCAGCAGCAACAGCAGCAGUACUACCAGUCGCUGGUGGAGCUCAGCCAGCAGACCAGCAGCACGGCAACAUCUGCCAGCAGCCUCAAGUCGCAAGAGAUGCAGUCCAGUCUCACGGCGCGAUAUGCAAGUCCUCCAGGCCAUACUGGAAUAGGAUCCUCACAGAAGAAAAAUACAAGGUUACCAGGACCCUCCAGGGUACCUGCUGCAGGCAGCGGGGCCUCCAGGAGUCCGGGAUCAUCCAAUCUGAACCGCCGCAGCCAGAGCUUCAACAGCAUCGACAAGAGCAAACCUCUACAGUAUGCCAGCGGCAACGACAGAGAGGCGAUGAGGAGCAUCCCAGUACCUGGCGGAAUGAAUGGAAGCGGUCUAGGUGGGACUGUUCCCACCAGCCUAAGUGGGCAGCAGCUGGCCUCUGCCAUUCCCUCCCCUGCCACUAGCAAGUCUUGGCGCAGCAAGUCUAUGAACCUCAAGCACAGUGCCACUUCAUCCAUGCUGGCCAGCCCCACGCAUUCACCUUCUCCAUCACCUUCACCAAAUAUCCAAGAGGGCAUCCAAGCACAUGGUAAUGAUGGGUCCAAAGUAGGUGGGCCCCAGAGAUCCAUGCUGGAGAAGUUCCGUCUCAUUAACCCUCGAUCAGCCUCCCGAGUAUCACCAUCUAUGGCUGAAAUGGCUCUGCAGGAGGAGGAUGACCUUUCAGAGUAUGGUGAAGAUGGACUUACGCCCACAGGGUCUGUAGGCAGCAGCAGCAGUAGCAGCGCUACAGCCAAACUGAUGCCCUCUAAGAGCACCACAUCAUCGCUGACUGCAACCAGCAAGACAUCAUCUUCAUCCCCUUCAUUUUCAAAGGGUUCUGCCAAUGCUAGCAGGUCAGCAGGCACAUCCAAAGACAAGGAUGACAAAAGCAAGUCUGGGAGCAAGCUCCAAUCCAAAGAGGAGCGGGAGUCUUUUGCAGACUCUACAAAGAAGACCUCUAAAAUUGCCAGCCUUGUACCGAAAGGAGCCAAGCAAGGAAAGAAAGACGCUACAGCCUCCACGGGUUCUAGUGGCAUCCCCAAGCCAGGACUUAAAGCCCCCUCUACAGCCGUGGCAAAGCCUCAGGGUCAGUCCCAAAGCCAGGCGGUCUUAAACAGCACUGCAAAUCUGCGGGGAGGCGAGGGGGAGAGAGCCAAGAUGGCAAAAGGUGGGCAAGGUUUCUUGCAGCGCUCCAGCGGAGGUCCAGAGGGCAAAAGAACUAGCAUGACCUCCUCCACCAGCACCUCAGCCCUGUCUGGUUCCAAUGGAAUGCUGGCAGGAGGUGGAGCACUUGGGGGGAAUGGUGUAGUUCAACUCCCACAGCAGCAACAGCACAACCACCCCAAUACUGCCACCGUGGCUCCCUUCAUGUACAGGACAUUCUCAGAGAAUGAUUGCACCAUGGUGGCCCCGGCCGACCCCUGCCUCAGCCCCACCAAGGGUGAGCUGGUCUACAGCAAGACAGCCAAACAGUGCCUGGAGGAGAUAUCAGGAGAGGACCCCGAGACGAGACGGAUGAGGACAGUAAAGAACAUCGCUGACCUGCGGCAGAACCUGGAAGAAACCAUGUCCAGUCUAAGGGGGGGACAAAUCAGCCACAGCACACUGGAGACAACCUUCGACACAACUGUAACCACAGAGGUCAAUGGGCGGAGUCUUCCUGCCCUCACCACACGCUCCUCCCCCAUGGCCUGGCGCCUGGGUCAAACGCAAACGCCGCGUCUCCAGGCGGGCGACGCCCCCUCUUUGCCCGGCAGCUAUGCUGCGCCUCGGGCGGCUACAGCGGGCGCCGGCACCACCACAGCGGGGCGCUACAGCGGGCACUCUGAUCCCUCCAGGUUUGUGUACAGCGCCCCCCUGAGACGAGCGGUGGCGGCGGCAGGGGCACGGGGGGUGGAGCAGGGUGAGAGGGGGGGAGGAAGCGGAGGAGGGCUGGAAGGCGGGACGCAGAUGGAGAUGGCGGGGUACAUGAGUGAUGGGGACAUCCUGGGGAAGAACGGACGGAUGGAUGAUAUCACCAGCGGAUAUCUAACAGAUGGAGGUCUGCAUUUGUAUGCACGGAACACCGGCCGAGCAUCAGACUCGACUUCUUCUCGAGAAACAUCCCACAGAGGAAGCAAAGAGAUACAGGGGGACAUAGACAGCUGGGACGACAGCAGCUCGGUGAGCAGCGGCCUGAGCGACACCUUGGACAACAUCAGCACCGAUGAUCUGAACACGCCCGCCUACUCCUCCGUCAGCUCGUCACGCAAAAGCAAGGGCACCCAGUCGCAGAGAGGAAGUAAGUCCAAGCAUGCAGAGCUGGAGGUGAGCAGUAGCUGGGCAGGAGCCGAGGACCUGAAGAAGGUGGACGAGGAAAUCGACGCAAACAUGGACCCUAACGCCGCCUCCUCUCGCUGGAAGCCUUCCUCAUCCUCAUCGUCCUCCCAAGCCCAAAGCCAGUAUGAGGAGGCGGGUCAGAAGGCCACAGCGCUGGCCCAAAUAUCCCAGACUGGGUCACUGAGAAGGGGCAUGACAGCCCAGGUGGGCAUCACACCACCCAGGACGAAGGGUACCUCUGCCUCCCUAAAAACACCCGGCAAGACUGACGAUGCCAAGGCUUCGGAGAAAGGCAAGGUGCCCUCCAAGAGUGCAUCUGGCAUCCAGCGCUCCCCCUCAGAUGCUGGUAAGAGCAGUGGAGACGAAGGCAAGAAACCCCCCUCUGGCAUUGGACGCCCACCCACCACGGGUUCUUUUGGGUACAAGAAGAUCCCUGGUCCCACUGGGACUCUAAUCACCUCCAGUGGUGCCACACUCUCCAGUGGUUCAGCUACACUGGGCAAGGCACCUAAAUCCUCAGCUGCGCUGGGCAAAAGCGCAGGCAUCAGUGGCGUGCGGAAGACCAGCCUGGAUGGCUCACAGCCUCAAGACGACGGCAUUCUGCUCACCUGCGGGAGCUCCAAAGUGCCCCUCCAGUACCGCUCUCUACCUAGACCAGCUAAAUCCUCCAGUGGAGUAGCUGCAGGGCGCAGCGGACACCGCUCUAGCUCCAGCAGCAUCGACUCCAACGUCAGCGGGAAAUCGGUUGGCGGAGGCGCGGGAGCUGGAGCCAAGCGUAGGGACGGGGGAAAGGUGGGCUCCAGUGACCGCUCCAGUCCCAUCAACAUGAACCAGACGGACAAGGAGAAAGUAACGGUAACAGAGCAAGAUCCAGGACUGUCUACGUCGCCCAAGUCCAGCCCUACGUCCUCUUCAGCGGGGCAGACGGGCCUCAGGCAGCCUGGCUCCAAAUACCCUGACAUUGCCUCUCCUACCUUUCGCAGAUUAUUUGGCACCAAAGCCAACAGCAAGGCCAGCUCCCCGGGCACGCCUGACUCUGGCAAGUGCCCCUCAAUCCUGGGCAGCCCGCACGGUACACUGGCGAGGCAAGCCAGUCUGGAAUCGCCCUCCUCUGGCACAGGGAGUCUGGGCAGUGCUAGUGGCUUGAGCGGCGGCAGCAGCCCUCUGUACGGUAAAACCCCUGACCUGUGCACCGACUCCCCGGCUUCCAGCCCGGCCUCUGGCCUCUCUCUGCCUUCCAACGCUCGGCCCUGGCCUGCCUGUAGUUCGUCAGCUGGCAGCAAGGACACACUGAGCUGCCAAAGCAUGACCAGUCUGCACACAAGCUCUGAGUCCAUUGAUCUGCCUCUGGGCCACCACGGGCCCAAGGUCACAAGAACUGGCAGUGUCAAGUCCACCCUGUCUGAGGGCAUGCCUCUUGACAGAAACACGCUCCCCAAAAAGAGACUGAGGUACCCUCCAUCAGCUCGGCAGACGUCCCACGAAGAAGGAAUGGAAUGGCUCAGGUCCCAUUCAACAGGGGGGCUUCAGGACACAGGCAGCCCAAUGUCUCCCCCUGGAGCCUCUUGUACCACCGCUGGAAAAUACCAUUACUCCAACCUAUUGAGCCCUACUAACAUCAGCCAGUACAACCUACCGCCAGGCAGCAGCAACAUGAGCCGCUCCAACAGCAUCCCCGCCCAGGACUCCUUUGACCUGUACGGUGAUGGGCACCCACUGGGGGGCAGCGCCACCUCCCUGGAGGAUCGACCGCGGGCCAUCAGUCGCUCUGGCUCCUUCAGGGACAGUACUGAUGAAGUCCAUGGCUCUUCAUUGUCUCUGGUGUCCAGCACGUCUUCACUGUACUCUGCAACAGAGGAGAAGGCCCACUCAGAGGGCCAAACAGUCCAAAACUCCACGCAAAUCAGGAAGCUUCGCCGGGAACUGGAUGCGUCUCAGGAGAAGGUCGCGACCCUGACGUCCCAACUGUCUGCCAAUGCUCACCUGGUGGCCGCCUUUGAGAAGAGCCUGAGCAACAUGACAUGUCGCCUGCAGAGCCUCACCAUGACUGCUGAGCAGAAGGAGUCUGAAUUGGUUGAGCUGAGGGAGACAAUAGAGACGCUGAAGACCCAGAAUACUGAUGCUCAGACGGCCAUACAGGUGGCACUCAACGGCCCGGACCACCUCCAUAAAGAUCUGCGCAUAAGACGGCAGCACUCAUCAGAAAGUAUGUCAAGCAUCAACAGUGCAGCCAGUCACUCCAGCAUGGGCAGCAUGGGCAAAGAUACUGAGGACAAGAACAAGAAGAAGAAGAAGAGCUGGGUGGCUGAUUCCAUCCCGGCUCAGCUACGCAGCUCCUUCAAGCACGCCUUCAGCAAGAAGAAAACCAAGUCGCAGUCGGCCCACGACGAGAUGGAAGAGAUGACCGACUCGUUACCGUCCUCGCCCAAAUUGCAGCACGACAACAGGCAGGGCAGCAUCGCCACGCUGCGCUCUUCACCCUCCACCACAGAGCUAUGCGAGUGCACCGAGGCCGAGGCCGAAAUCAUCCUCCAGCUCAAGAACGAGCUGAGGGAGAAGGAGCUCAAGCUGACGGACAUCCGCCUGGAGGCGCUAAGCUCCGCCCACCACCUGGACCAGAUCCGGGAGGCUAUGAAUCGCAUGCAGAAUGAGAUCGAGACAUUAAAAGCAGAGAACGACCGCCUCAAGUCCAGCAGCAACGCCACACCGACAGCCACGCCCGUCAAGACGGCCCGGCCGCCCUCGGAGACCUCCAGCACGUCCUCAUCCUCCUCGCGUCAGUCCUUGGGCUUGUCUCUCAACAACCUCAACAUCACCGACACCAUCAUGUCAGAUAUUCUGCUUGACGACAGCUAUGAGGGCAACCUGCGCAAGGAAGGUCGGAGUGUGCGGAUUGUGGUUAACAUCAGCAGUGGACCAAGUACAACCAAGGGCACACAAAUGCAAGAGUACCUGAUUGGCUCAAUAGGUGUGAGUGGGAAAACCAAGUGGGACGUCCUGGAUGGGGUGAUUAGACGCCUUUUUAAGGAGUAUGUGUUUCGGGUGGACCCGGUGACCAGUCUCGGUCUGAGCUCGGACAGCAUCGUCUGCUACAGGAUGGGCGAAGUGGUCCGCGCCCACUCCUCCGAAGUGCCUGAACUGCUGCCCUGCGGCUACCUGGUGGGCGACAACAACGUCAUCAAUAUUAACCUCAAAGGCGUGAAGGACAACAGCAUAGACAGUCUGGUGUUUGACACGCUCAUCCCCAAGCCCAUCAUCCAGCGGUACCUCAACCUGUUGAUGGAGCAUCGGCGGAUCAUCCUCUCAGGACCAAGCGGUACCGGCAAGUCCUUUCUGGCUGCAAAGCUGGCCGAGUUCAUCAUUUCCCAAAUGGGCCAGGAGGUGACUGAGCACAAUGUGGCCAGCUUCAACGUGGACCAAAAUUCCAGCAAGGAUCUUCGUCAGUACCUGUCCAACCUUGCCGAGCGAUGUAACUCCGAGGGGACGGACACAAAACUCCCCACCGUGGUUAUUCUGGACAACCUCCAUCAUGUUAGCUCACUCAGCGACAUAUUCAAUGGCUUCCUCAACUGCAAGUAUCAUAAAUGCCCCUAUGUCAUUGGGACCAUGAACCAGGGGGUCUCCUCCUCUCCCAACCUGGAGCUCCAUCACAACUUCAGGUGGGUGCUGUGCACCAACCACACGGAGCCCGUGAAAGGCUUCCUGGGUCGUUUCCAGCGGAGGAAGCUGAUCGAGACGGAGAUCACCAAAAACAUGCGCAGCAAUGACUUGAUUAAGAUCAUCGACUGGAUUCCAAAGACGUGGCAGCACCUCAACAACUUCCUGGAGGCGCACAGCUCCUCUGAUGUCACCAUAGGUCCCCGUCUGUUCCUGUCCUGUCCCAUGGAUGUGGAGGGAUCCAGAGUGUGGUUCACUGACCUGUGGAACUACUCCCUCGUGCCCUACCUGCUGGAGGCUGUCAGAGAAGGACUUCAGCUGUAUGGCAAAAGGGCCACAUGGGAAGAUCCAUGCAAGUGGGUGAGCGACACAUACCCAUGGAACGCAGCUUCCCUGCAGCAGGAAGGCCAAUCGCUGCUCCAGCUGAGGCCUGAGGACGUGGGCUACGACGGUUACAGCUCGUCCAAGGAGGGGGCCUCGUCCAAGCAGGUGUCCCAGAGCGACACGGAGGGUGACCCCCUGAUGAACAUGCUGCUGAGGCUGCAGGAGGCAGCCAACUAUUCCAGCACGCAGAGCUGCGACAGCGACAGCACCAGUCACCAUGACGACCAGCUGGACUCCUCGCUGGAGUCUGCGUUAUGAGAUUCACGUUUGGUCCUGCACACCUUUAGUGCAUAUAUGAGCGGUUGUAUGAUCCAAAGUCAGAAGUGAUGAUAUCAAGUAAAAGAAUUUGAAGGGCAAAACAUCAACUAUCCUGCUAGAAGUUUGUUGAGAAUUCCCAGAUUUGGAAUACAACUUUUCAUAUAAGUGCACACAGGGACGUCCAGUUUUGGAGGUUAGCAUCACGGAGCUGGAUUUUUUUUUUUUUUUUUUAGUUUAUCACAGAUGUUUACAAUACGUGGGAAAGAGGAGGGCAGGUACUAUUGUUUUUGUAUUUCCUUGUUUACAGAGGUGCUUCUCAGACUCACACAGAUGCACUUAUAAAGACAGAGAGGUAUUCAUUGGUCCAAACACCCCAUGUGACCAACAAUGUAGCCUUCCAAAGGGCCCUUGAGCAGGGCAUGAUAGCUGCUGGCCUCUAUGUGAUUGGCAAGCAGACAUAAGAGAAUUGAAUGAAUAUUUAUAGUAAGACACAUGCAGGUGAGCCCCGGGGUGCUGGUCUUCCACCCUGACACGCCCCCUCCCUGCCCUGCAUGUCAGCAGCCAUCAGACGAAGCGUGCAUUGUCAGCCACAUUAACGUUACUGUGAACAAAAUGGAUAAGUGCCAACGUUUGCCCAUUUGUGUUACUGCCAAAAAGUGCGCGCGCUUGACGUACUUAACACAACGCCGCGGUGGAUCAAGUUGGGUCCCGCAAGGAGCUGGACUGCACAAUAAACAGGCAGGCAGCGCCCUCCUGUGGCCGUCUGCCCAUAUUAACAAUUGGCGCAACUGCAGCUCAUCAACAAUACAGUCUUUCUAGGCGCAAAACGACAUAUGCAUCGAUCCGUAAAGUAAUCUGGAUGGAAAAACACUUUAACAAGGGAACAGUGAUAUUGGUGCUUUCUCGUUGCCUUAAAUGUGCAAAAAGUUUGCUUCCAUUUAAUAAGAAGAGGCUGACAUGGAUGAUGACGACGAUGAUGCUUUGCUUCCUUGCUUUGUCAAAACCAGCCUCUUCCAUUUCUUAUCACUCCUAGUAUAAAGUGCAAAAUGAAGAGUUCAUGUAUAUGAAUUCGAAACAGACCAAUAUUGUACUAUAUAUAUAUAUAUAUAUAUAUAUAUAUA
Molecule: messenger RNA, 8648 nt
Organism: Dunckerocampus dactyliophorus (ringed pipefish)
Lineage: Eukaryota; Metazoa; Chordata; Actinopteri; Syngnathiformes; Syngnathidae
Gene: nav3
Product: neuron navigator 3
Exons: 42
Coding region: 517-7527 (2336 amino acids)
Biological process (GO): nervous system development; neurogenesis
Molecular function (GO): protein binding; ATP hydrolysis activity; ATP binding
Source: RefSeq, a predicted model, not a curated record